UGCAUCCCGGAAGCCUUUUUUACGCUUCGCUUAAGAUAAGGGGAUUCUUGUCAGGAUCUGUUUUGGGCGACUGUGUGUAUUGCGGAGUGCAGCUCCCAGAGACACAUCAAAAGUACGAAAUGGUGAGUGUGCCUUGGGCUUCUGGAAACCUGGUUGUCGUGUGUCCUGGUCCUGAAGAUUUCCCUGGUGCUGAACUGUCCAGUAGAAGGUGGAGUCUGGCACCGCAAUGCCUAUGCCCACGUGCACUUGAAGUGUGCACCCCGCAGGCAGCCUUGAGCCCCGCUUCUACCAUCGUCUCUCCUGGUGAAACUGCUUCAUGGCAAUCCCCAGCACUCUUGGCUAUUCUCUAUAAAGCUGCAAUGAACAUGGAUAUAUAAUUAUCUCUAUAAUAUGAUAUAGAGUUCUCUGCAUAUGUGCCCAGAAGUGGUAUAACUAGGUCACAUGGUUAGCCUUGAACUUAAAGAACACUUGCAUCUGCAUCAUUUUUUUCUGGGAUUAAAGGCUUGCCACCUGAACAUCCCAGACUUCUUGGGUAUAUGGGUGCUGGUUCAUGUCUGGCUACUUCCUGGGGGAAUGGGACGACAUGCAGAGGGGAAUUUGGAGGAGUCAGUGGUCUCAUGCUCAGCAAAAGAUGUAGGAUUAACUCAACAAAAAAAUCAGUUGUUUCCAACGGAUACUGUUCUGAUUGACACAGGAAGGAAAAGAAAGCAAAAGCAGAAAGAACAGCAAUCACUUCCCGAGCCAGUGACCUUUGAGGAUGUGGCUGUGAACUUCACCUCAGGAGAGUGGGCUUUGUUGGAUUCUAGUCAAAAGAAGCUCUACAGAGAUGUGAUGAAGGAAACAUUUUUGAACUUGAUCUCCAUAGAGAAAGCACUAGAAGAAAACAUUGAAGAGGACUAUAAAAAUUUCAGCAGAAAUCUGGGAACCCAGAUGGUUGAGAAAGACUGUGGCUAUGAAUUUGACAGUCAGCACGAUGAAAACAAUGAGCCUAUUCGAGAGAACAUGGUCAAUAAAGAUAUGCCUCUUUCAAUAAGAGUUCAUGAAAGCCCAUUGUACGUAAGAAAUGUCAUUGGUCAUUUAUCCUCAGAUAGGUAUCUCCAUUACCAAACUAGAGGGAAAUGGUCUGAAUAUAUGGAAGCUGUGGCAAAAGCUUUUACACAUCAGAAACACUGGAAAUAUAUAACCCAUUCUGAAUCACUUCAGGCACUUGAAAGUUCUCCAAAAGAGAAACUCUGUAAAAAUCAGCAUUGUAAUGAAGCCUGUAGGAAUCUCCCUUUUGGUCAGCCUCAGGAGAGAAUUCACCCUGGAGAAAAACUCAAUGAAAACAUCUUAAGGAGAUACACAUAUGAUCGGAAUUAUGAAGGAAUCCAUAAAGAAAUGAAAGCAUUUGUAUGUAAGCUCUGUAAAGAAUCCUUCAUUGAUUCCAGUGACCUUAUCAACCAUGAAAAAAGUUGUAUUGGAGAGAAAAGGUACAUUUGUAAGCAAUGCGGGAAAACAUUUAAAGAUGCAAAAUGCUUUGAAAAACAUAGAGUAACUCACAAAGGAAAGAAGCCGUACACUUGUAAGUAUUGUGGGAAAGUCUUCACCAGUUCUGCUUAUUGUAACAUUCAUGAAAGGAUUCACACUGGAGAGAAGCCUUAUGCAUGUAUGCAUUGUGGAACAGCAUUUAGCCGCUCCAGUCAUUUGAACCUUCAUGAAAGGAGUCACACUGGAGUGAAGCCUUAUGCAUGUAAGCAUUGUGGAAAAACCUUCAGCAGCUCCGGUAGCCGUAACAGACAUGAAAGGAGUCACACUGGAGAGAAGCCUUACGCAUGUAAGCAUUGUGGAAAAGCUUUUUCAUGCUCCUCUCAUCUGCACAUUCAUGAAAGGAGUCACACUGGAGAGAAGCCUUAUGCAUGUAAGCAUUGUUCGAAAGCCUUCACCCAAUCUGGUCAUCUGAAUCUUCAUGAAAGGACUCAUACUGGAGAGAAGCCUUAUGCAUGUAAGCAUUGUGGAAAAGGCUUUUCCUCCUCCAGUCAUCUGAACAUUCAUGAAAAGACUCACACUGGAGAAAAGCUGUAUGCAUGUAAGCACUGUGGAAAAGCCUUUAUCCAAUCUAGGCAUAUGAUUCUUCAUGAAAGGAGUCACACUGGAGAAAAGCCUUAUGCAUGUAAGCAUUGUGCAAAAACCUUCACCCAAUCCAGUCAUCUGAAUCUUCAUGAAAAGACUCAUACUGGAGAGAAGCCUUAUGCAUGUAAGCAUUGUGGAAAAGCCUUUAUCCAAUCUAGGCAUAUGAUUCUUCAUGAACGGAGUCACACUGGAGAGAAGCCUUAUGCAUGUAAGCUGUGUGGAAAGGCCUUCAGUGACUCCAGUAGUCGUAACAGACAUGAAAGGAGUCACACUAGUCAGUAGUCUAAAGCUUGUAAGCAUUGUGGAAAAGUCUUCACUAGUUCCAGUUGGCACAAGAGUCAUAAAAACAUUCACACUGGAGAAAAACCCUUCAUUUGUGAACAUUUAGGAAACUGUUUCUUUGCUCUUUUUACUUUAUCAAGCAUCAAAAAAUCUCACAUCGGAAAGGAACUUUAAUCAAUUUUAGCAUUGUGAGAACAUUUUCACCACUUCCAGUUUCUGUAACCUUCAUGCAAGCAUUUACACUGGAAAGAAGUCAGCAUUGUGUAAAGUAAUCACCAGGUCCUGUUGCCAUAAUGUUCUCUAGAAUUCACCCUGAAGACAAGCAUUACAUAUGUAACCAUGUGGAAAAGGCUUUAACAUUUAUAGUCCUAUUAUACUAAAAAAAAUGUUUCCACUGGUGAAAGCUUUUAUGUUUGUAAUAAACGUGGGAAAUAAUUUAUAGUUUUUAUAAACCUUGUCCUUUUAAGGAA
Peromyscus californicus insignis is the source of this 2861-nucleotide messenger RNA. Its product is annotated as zinc finger protein 14-like. Gene Ontology annotation, biological process: regulation of DNA-templated transcription. The record is from RefSeq and is a predicted model, not a curated record. The coding region runs from base 442 to 2391 and encodes 649 amino acids. The transcript is spliced from 7 exons. Lineage: Eukaryota; Metazoa; Chordata; Mammalia; Rodentia; Cricetidae.